This is a messenger RNA of Neomonachus schauinslandi (Hawaiian monk seal), 584 nucleotides long. RefSeq names its product troponin C1, slow skeletal and cardiac type (gene TNNC1). Gene Ontology annotation, cellular component: myosin II complex. Gene Ontology annotation, molecular function: calcium ion binding. Lineage: Eukaryota; Metazoa; Chordata; Mammalia; Carnivora; Phocidae. The transcript has 6 exons. Bases 1 to 486 code for a protein of 161 amino acids. The record is from RefSeq and is a predicted model, not a curated record.
AUGGAUGACAUCUACAAGGCUGCGGUAGAACAGCUGACAGAAGAGCAGAAAAAUGAAUUCAAGGCAGCCUUUGACAUCUUCGUGCUGGGCGCCGAGGAUGGCUGCAUCAGCACCAAGGAGCUGGGCAAGGUGAUGAGGAUGCUGGGCCAGAACCCCACACCUGAGGAGCUGCAGGAGAUGAUUGACGAAGUGGAUGAGGACGGCAGUGGCACAGUAGACUUUGAUGAGUUCCUGGUCAUGAUGGUUCGGUGCAUGAAGGAUGACAGCAAAGGAAAGUCUGAGGAGGAGCUGUCGGACCUCUUUCGCAUGUUUGACAAAAAUGCUGAUGGUUACAUAGACCUGGAUGAGCUGAAGGUGAUGCUUCAGGCUACGGGUGAGACCAUCACGGAAGACGACAUUGAGGAGCUCAUGAAGGAUGGUGACAAGAACAACGAUGGCCGCAUUGACUAUGACGAGUUCCUGGAGUUCAUGAAGGGGGUGGAGUAAGACACCAACGCUCGCCCAGAGCUGCCUGUGCCACCUUCCAACGCCAUGGUGGGGGCCAGGGGCUGGGGUCCCCAGGAUGGGAGCUUGGGUAUGUCCUC